Molecule: messenger RNA, 2524 nt
Organism: Marchantia polymorpha subsp. ruderalis
Lineage: Eukaryota; Viridiplantae; Streptophyta; Marchantiopsida; Marchantiales; Marchantiaceae
Source: the annotation of a GenBank genome assembly
CAGAGUUCGCGGUCGAGAGCGUGGAAGGCUGCAGCGCCUCACUGCGCGCAAUGAUCUGAUGUGCUCUUGCCGACUGCGUGCUGAUUUCGGCGGCAUCGAUCGCGUGAUUGGCUCGUCGCCCUCUUGUUCCGUCCGUUCGGAAACCCGCGGUGUUUCCAAGAGCGGUGGAGUCUAUAAACAGAUCCUUCUUCUUCUCUGGAUUGUCGUUCGUGUGUCUGCUGUUUCGGGAUGGCAUCAUGCAUUUGGCAAGGCAUGGCGUGCUCGAAGCUCCCGUGACUUUGAUGUGAUGUCUUGAUUCGGAAGAUCUAUUUCGAUAGAAAUUGAACUACGGCGAUCAGUCAGUACAAUGAGUCAAUGAGAGACGAGUAGGACAGUUAUGUUGAAGAGGCAGGCUGACGAUUUAUCAAAUUCAUUCAGAUGUCAGUACAAACUCGAUCUGCCUAUUCGAAUGAUACGAAGACAUCAGGAUGGGAAAGAGUGUGCAAGCCGUGGGUGCAGGAGAGCUUCAAGUCUCGGUGGUAGAAGGCAGAAACUUUGCAGUGAAAGAAAUGGGUCGUGGUACGCUUGAUUCUUGUGUCGAACUUCUUCUUGGGGACGAAAAGGUCCGCACAGAAACUGUGAGGGACUCUUUAUCUCCCAGUUGGCUGGCUGAUUUCAACCUCAGUGUUCCGUCAGAAGAUUCUCACUUGUGGGUUUCAGUCCUGGACGAGGACCAAUUUUUUGGACGUGAAGUAUUGAUUGGAAGGGCUGUGGUGGCGAUCAAAGAAUUGAUUGGAUGUGGGAAAAGAGUUGUGUGUAUUCAUGUGAAAAAUUUGGAUAAUAUCAACGUCGGAGAAAUUGUUCUCGUUCUACGUUAUACAAGCUACCAGUCUUCAGCUACUGAAGAACGGGAGAGCAACCCCUUGGGCCUCAAAGCAUUGCUGUCGUCUUCAGAAGCAACCAGCUCCGAAAGCAUGAAAUAUAUAACAGAUCCAGAUGGUCAGCUAUGGCGGAGUGUCGAAGUCCUGAAGGAUGUACAAGUAGGGGAAAUACUACCUCCUCUCACUCAAACUGAAGGAUCCGAACAAACUGGUCCAUCGUUAUCAGCAAGUGCGGAAAUUUCGAACUCAGCGGAGAUUGCAUCUGAUCAGGAAGUGAAACAUGACUCUGUAAAAGGCGGUGAUGAAGGUCCAUCUGUCAAAACUCGAUCCUAUGCAGGCCAAUACAAAAUGCUUGCAUUCACCGGAGCAAUGGUAACGAUUUUGGUGGCAUUUGUUGUAGGCAACAAUCAAAAGAAGAAGUCACAAGAUCCACACCAGAUGAAGAAGGAGAAAGAGUUAUCGGUGGAAGACCGAAUUGCCUGGACUCUUUUUUAACAGGGAUCACACACUUCCUUUCAGUAGAACCUGCCAGUUAGAUGAUUCUCACGGGGUGAGCAUUUUGAAAUCAACCUUCUCAGAGGAUGAAAAGCCGUGCAAAUUCUCUCCUACGUUGAACAUCCAUAGCUGGGGCAGUUAUAAUUGUCCUCCUGGCCAUCACAAUAAGUGUUGAAACCUGCGUAACAUGGCUCUUCUGGAGGUGACUACACCACGAUAAAUUCCUGCCUACUAAUCACAUUAAUCAGCUCAAUGGGGAAGACUCUAGAAACUCUUCUGAUGUCUAAUAUAACAUACCUUGUUGAGGUUUGUCCAGGUUUUCUUCAUGUUUCUUCUGUAGGUCUCUUAUCCGGAGGAAAAAUCUAAGAUACUUUGAAGCUUACUACACGACAGAUUCACAAAACUUGGUUUAAGUUCAUGUGACAUCUCAUUUCGUUAUUGAUGUGAAAGGAGCUUACAAUCAACUACAAUCCGAACUCUGAAUCCCGUGAAGUUUUUCGAAAAAACUAGACAAUCCAUUUCACUGAUUGAAAUAUCAUUUUUUUCUUUCUUGCUCACCUCAGUUGAACUCUCUAGUUUCCUUGCAAGUAACAACAGAAGACUUUCAAAUUGAUCAGUAGACUUUAUUUCAAUAUUCAUCCUUUCGAAAACGAACUUCUUGCUACUUUAUCAAAAUGAGGUGACGAAGUAGGUUGGGCAGAUGUUUAGUCCAUACUUACAUGUGCAGAAGGGAAUUUCUAAAGGCUACUCUAAAUUAGAAAAUCCAAACAGCAGGGAUUUUUCACUUCCCUCAUGAUUAACUUAGAAAAACACAAUUCCACUGAAACAAAAAAAUACUUCAUUGUUUGAGAAAAUAAGUGUUUUGAUGUUCUACUUGGAUGCAAGAACAUUAUGGAAUCAUCACAUUCAAACUACGAUAGAUUUGGCAAAUAGCAUCGUUACCAUCCUAAUUGUUCUAAUACAUUUUUAUGGGCUUAAUAAGCUGUCUACUGGCUAAAUCUAGAAGCUGUCAAGUGCAUGCAAUUCCCUACUACCACAAGUGCGAAAUAGCACUUGUGGUAGCACUAAUUUAUAGCACCAAUUUGCAACUUACUGAAAGUACAGUGCUUAAUCUGUUUAAGUUCAUUUCCGAUAUUUUCUACUAAAGCUUAAUUUGAAGUAACAAAAAU